Messenger RNA from [Torrubiella] hemipterigena, 339 nucleotides. The record is from the annotation of a GenBank genome assembly. Lineage: Eukaryota; Fungi; Ascomycota; Sordariomycetes; Hypocreales; Clavicipitaceae.
AUGUGCAAAGUCACCGCCUAUAAAGCGGAAUGCCUCUGGUGCAACAUGCAGCAAAUUAUGAGACUUGGACAGACGUUCUGUGACAAGCGAGUGUAUGUCCCGCAAACAGACUCAUGCCACUGCGACGACGCUGUCAUUGUAGACGACGAGGAUAGCAAACCCUUGAACUCGCAGGAGAAAGUUGUCGUCCAUCGCCGCUUCAGGGGGACCCAGGGGUGCCGCCAUUUGGGAGAGAUUCCCUUUGACGAGGAGGACUUUGUCAAUAUGGUCCCUACUGCUGAAUGGAACGACAUCUGCAAAUCGAUCGGUUGGACAUUCCGCAACCCAGCAGGUAACUAG